AUGGGCAAACCUGAACAUGAGAGCUUUCAAAAUGAGUUCCUGGAUACUCACAACGCCUACAGAACACUGCACAACGCACCGCCUAUGACACUUAACAGUGAGCUGAAUGCUGAAGCUCAGAGAUGGGCAGAGCACUUGCUGGUUUUGGGUACUCUAAAGCACAGUGACAGCAGUGAUGGCGAGAAUAUUUAUUACAAGUGGAGCUUGGCCAUUAAAUUAACAGGAAAAGAAGCAGUUGAUUUGUGGUACAGUGAAGUUAAGGAAUAUAAUUGGACAAGGCCAGGGUAUCAAACCAAUACAGGUCAUUUUACACAGGUUGUGUGGAAAGAAAGCACCCAACUGGGAGUUGGUUUGGCCACUGAUGGCAACAAAGCUUUUGUUGUUGGGCAGUAUCGACCCGCAGGCAACAUCAACACGGAGCAGGACUAUAUUGAAAAUGUCCUCCAACAAGAUGCAAGCUUUCAAAAGGAGUUCCUGGAUACUCACAACGCCUACAGAGCACGGCACAACGCACCGCCUAUGACACUAAACAGUGAGCUGAAUGCUAAGGCUCAGAAAUGGGCAGAGCACUUGCUGGUUUUGGGUGCUCUAAAGCACAGUGACAGCAGUGAUGGCGAGAAUAUUUAUCACAAGUGGAGCUCGGCCCGUAUUAAAUUAACAGGAAAAGAAGCUGUUGACUCGUGGUACAGUGAAGUUAAGGAAUAUAAUUGGGGAAGGCCAGGAUAUCAAAGCAAUACAGGUCAUUUUACACAGGUUGUGUGGAAAGAAAGCACCCAGCUGGGAGUUGGUUUGGCCACUGAUGGUAACACAGUUUAUGUUGUUGGGCAGUAUCGACCUGCAGGAAACAUCAGCAUGGAGCAGUACUUCAUUGAAAAUGUCCUUCAACAAGGUAACUCAUGA
This is a messenger RNA of Nerophis lumbriciformis (worm pipefish), 900 nucleotides long. NCBI's taxonomy places the organism in Eukaryota, Metazoa, Chordata, Actinopteri, Syngnathiformes, Syngnathidae. The record is from RefSeq and is a predicted model, not a curated record.